UUUAUAAUAUUUUCCGACUGCCUCCCUUAAGUUGUAUAAAUUACACACAAACCCUCAUCAUUUUCUCACCGGAGUUUUCCAUUUUCUCAUCGGAGUUUUUCAUUUUCUCAUCGGAGUAUUUCACUUUCUCGGAUUCCAAACAGAACUCUGCACCAGAAGCCAUGGCUUCUUCUUCUUCUUCUUCUUCUUCGUCGAAUCGCCUUCGAGUAGGCUACGCUUUUCCUCCUAACAAAGAGCGCAAUGUGAUUCGCCCUUCUCUCGUUGAUUACGCCAAGCUCCAUGGUGUCGACCUGGUUCGUAUCGAUCUCCAAACGCCGCUCCUCCACCAAGGUCCAUUUCAUUGCAUUAUUCACAAACUCUAUGACGAUGCUUGGGCGGAGCAUCUGCAGGACUUCGCCUCGAAGAAUCCGGACGUCGUUGUCGUGGAUCGACCGGACCUAAUCGCUCGACUCUAUGACAGAGUCUCCAUGCUUGAUGUGGUAAGCCAGGUGAAGGCUUCGGACAGCGGCGUGAGGAUCGAGGUACCGAAACAGAUCGUUCUGAAACAGGAGGAUGGAGAAAUCGAUUCGAUUAGGGAUUUGGAUGUGAAAUUUCCAGUGAUUGCGAAACCGUUGGCGUCGGAUGGAAGUGCGAAAUCGCAUGAAAUGUCUCUUGUUUUCAAUCGACGCGGAUUAAAGGAUUUGGAAACGCCGGUGCUUCUACAGGAGUUUGUGAACCACGGCGGAGUAAUGUUCAAAGUAUACGUCGCUGGAGAGGAAUCCGUGUGCGUGAAGCGGAAAUCGCUGCCGGAUGUGGCGGAGACAGAGGAGGAACUAGAGAAGAAACCAGACGGCGCGAUGAAAUUUUCGCAAAUAUCUAGGGCAGAGGAGAAGAGCGAAAAAUGUAACGGCGCUGAGAAGAAGGCGGCGGCGGAGGAGGAAGAAGAGAUCGAAAUGCCGCCGGAGAAGAUAGUUAGGGAGGUAUCGAAUGGGCUGAGGGAAGCGAUGGGGAUUAGGCUGUUCAAUUUCGACAUGAUUAGGGACGGGAAUGGUACAUACUAUGUGAUAGACAUAAAUUACUUACCAGGAUUUGCAGUACUGCCGGAGUACGAGCAAUUUCUGACGAAGUUCUUCAAGGAAGUUGCAGAGAAGGAGAAGAAGAAGAAGGUGGAAGAGGAUGAUUCCGCCAUUGAAGACGGUAAAGCAAAACCGCGGUGCUGCUGUUUCCAAUGAACGUGGGCAUUAAAU
Molecule: messenger RNA, 1226 nt
Organism: Cucurbita pepo subsp. pepo (vegetable marrow)
Lineage: Eukaryota; Viridiplantae; Streptophyta; Magnoliopsida; Cucurbitales; Cucurbitaceae
Product: inositol-tetrakisphosphate 1-kinase 2
Biological process (GO): inositol trisphosphate metabolic process
Cellular component (GO): cytoplasm
Molecular function (GO): inositol-1,3,4-trisphosphate 5-kinase activity; inositol-1,3,4-trisphosphate 6-kinase activity; magnesium ion binding
Source: RefSeq, a predicted model, not a curated record